Molecule: messenger RNA, 3381 nt
Organism: Pygocentrus nattereri (red-bellied piranha)
Lineage: Eukaryota; Metazoa; Chordata; Actinopteri; Characiformes; Serrasalmidae
Gene: amer3
Product: APC membrane recruitment protein 3
Exons: 3
Coding region: 299-3010 (903 amino acids)
Biological process (GO): regulation of canonical Wnt signaling pathway
Cellular component (GO): plasma membrane
Molecular function (GO): phosphatidylinositol-4,5-bisphosphate binding; beta-catenin binding
Source: RefSeq, a predicted model, not a curated record
GCUGCUGCUGCUUGUACACAGCCUGACCAGCAGCAGAUGCGGUGAUGGAUCCUCGCUGCUCCUGCAGGGAUUCUGGGUUUGGUGUCUGGAAUGAUGAUGGAUUUAAGGUCGAACGGCACUGACAGUCCACAGCUUUCCACUGAGGACACGCGUGGAGUCCAGACGCAGCUGAUAAUAUGACCCUCCGCCUCGAGCGUUUCUGCAUGUGUGUGUUUUAACCCUGUGAAGCUGCGUGGAGAUGGUCUCUGCUCUCCACCAUCACCCCGAUCACCGCCGGUUAUGCAUGUGACCAGGCUGUAUGGAGUUGCCCAAGACCCAAAAGCAGCCUCAAGGGGGCAGGAGCAGCCCCAAAACUGAUCCAGAAAAGGGUGAAAUUCAUGGCAGUCAAGGACAUGGACCACUUAUGGCCCCAGAUCAUGGAACUGCCACCUUAAACAAUGCAAAUGUUUCUCGAGAAAGUCUGUCAAUCCCAGACACCCUGGAUAUGCCUCCAGAAGAGCUUAGUACCAGUACUGAGAGCAGCACUCAAGCCUGUAGCUCUGUUAAAAAGAGCAGAACCCAUGACUGUGUAAUAGAGAGCGCAAUAAGCCCUGGAUACAGAGAUGGAGCCUGGACUCCUACCAUGUAUCAUCCCCACAGGCUCGUCAACAGUGCCAGCUUUGCUGGGUUUGGAUCAACUCAUAUGGUGCUACGUGAGAAUCAGAACACAUCUGGCAGCAACCGCGAAAUCAUUGAUUACCGCAAUCUUACACCUCAAGUACCGUUCGUGCCUUCAAUAGCCAAGUCCAUUCCAAAAAAGAGGAUCUUUCUUAGGAAGCCCAAGAAGACCAUCAAGGAGUUUUUCGUUCACAAGAAGCACAGCGGCGAGAAAGCCAUGUCACCAUGUGUGUCAAGGGAGCAUGGACCAACGUCAAAACGGACCAAGAAGCCCUCAAGACGCCGUGAUCGGACCAGGACCUCUCAAGACUCACUUUCUGAUUCCUCAAGUGAAUGUUGCGCUAAUGUCUGUGAGGAUGCCGCAUCGCUGAAAAGCUUUGGCUCUCAAGCUGGAUGUGGAGAGAUAUUUGCAGAUGAGGAGUACUUUGUGUCACUCGAGGGAACUCUUAAGCUCGAGACUGCUAGCGAAACUCCAAGGCGAAGUCCAGUAGGUGCUGCCUUUCAGGGUGGCAAAGAGCAGCUAGCAUCUCCUGCUCAGCCUGAAGUGUUAGACCUUUUUGGAAUGUGGGAGACCUUCAACAAGACCAUUCUUUUUGGCGCAGACAGUAAUGCAACUUCAACACCAGCUUGUCUAUCACCAUCCACAAACAAGACAGCUAAUUCUUUAGAAGACCCUUCCAUCUCAGGAAGAUCUUCAGAGGUAAAGAUUACAGAAUUGAAUGCUAACUUGGAGACUCCAAAAAGUGAGAACCAAGAAAGCACCAGUGAUGAGGGUUACUGUGAUUACGUUUCUAACGAGGACCACACCAGAAGUUCGCUAACACCAGUCCAUUCUAGAAAAUUCCCCCGGGACACUUACAGUGGAGAUGCCUUGUAUGAGCUAUUUUAUGAUCCCAGUGAGGCAGAAAUGACCCCCAUCUUUGAUGAUGAGAUGGACCUGACCCAGAGCAUCAUUGGCCAGUCAAGUGACCUUCCAUUAUCCAUGUACAGCUUCCAUGUUGGAGCCGAAGAGAACCUGGCUCCUCCUCUUGCAGUGGACCUCAUCAGCCAUGAGCUUCUGCAGAGUAACUGGGCUGGGAGGGACUGCCUGCUGAAGCUUUGUGACACUGAAAUAUCAUUGGCAAUGGGUAUAGUUAACUGGUUGAAGCAGAAGACGUGCAAAGGUAGCCCAGCAGAGUUGGGUUCUCCAGAGACUACCUGUGGAGAUAAUAGAGAUGUAUGCCUAGAAGACAAAGCCCAAUCAACAGGGCUUCUGAAUGUGCCAAGGGGGAGAGCUCUAGCUGCAAAUAGUCGAGAGGACAUCUUAACUGACUUUAAGCCAAGGGAUUCUUGUCAGCUAGAUGUUGGUAAUCUUUUGGUGGACACUGUAAAACAACACAGUGGAGUGGUUUCAACUAUUACAACACCAGAGAGCCAACCAAGGACUCCAACAAGUCAUGUGUGCUUCCGGAUAUUCAACAUCAACUCCCCUUUGACUCCUACCAGAGACUUGCAGUCUCCAAUGGCACAUUCUCCUGGCUCUGGAACAAGUUCUUUGUUUGUGCUUGCUAUAAACAAAGAGUCUCUCUGUGAAUCUUGCAAGGCCUCCCUGAAACAUGGUGCCAAAGAACUUCACCUGUGCCAUUCUUGCACCUCCUUCAUUGAACAAAUCAAGACUUCAGAGCUUUGGGCCCAUGCCAGCCUUCAACAGUCUAAGCCUGCAGGAACUCCCCAGUCAGUAAAAGGUGGGCUCCUCCCAUCUCCAAGCAGCAGUUACGGGGUAGCAAGUGACAUCAGCAUUCUUUCUUUAGUGGAGCAAUGCACUAGUCAGGUGUCUUCACUAAGGAUUAACAAGUAUCAGAACUUAUCUGAUUAUGAAAGAAGAGCUAUUACUGAGCCAGUGACAGAUGCACAGCCCAAGAAAGAUCAUGCCAGGAAGUACCUCAAGACCAAGCACAAGAAGAAAGCAAAGACGGCAGCAAAAGGUGGUCUCCAUGUUAGCAAAUGCGCUCACGUCAAAAAUGGCUUCAACCAUGAAAUCCACAGUCCUUCCGUGUUGGAAGCAGAGGGACUUGGCCUUGUCACAACAAAUGAUUCUGAUGACUUAGUUCUGGAAACAUACAAGAGUCCUUGUUACCUGCAAACUAAUCCUCUCCAUGACACAGACGUAUCUCAAGGCUCUAGACCCAUGUCCCUUCCUCUCUCAAGCAAUGACUGGUCUGAAAUUUCUAGAAAAGAGCAUCACAAAGUCAAAGAGAAACCUCAUGAAAGAUCACAACGACACAGGAAGCCUGUGCCGAACCGGGAUGGACCGUUUGACUCUGCCUUCACAGAGGAGACGAAGGUGGAGAGAAAGCGCAGGAUGAAGAAAUGAGGCCUCUGCCAAACAGAUUCUCUUUGUGUGGAUCCAGGAAUGAGUCCGCAGAGCUGAACUGAUCACAGUCCAGUGGAAAACUGUAUUUGGCAGCUAAAACUUCCACCAGCUGUCCAGACCUCUCUGUUGGCAUGUUUUUUCUUCCCCUGGACUCACAGCACUGCCAACGGGAUCAUCUGUAGCUCUCCAUCUGAACUGUUCGGCGACUGACACCUGUCUCCUUCCUACCUGCUUCCUUCACUCGGGACAGAGUGGUCUCAGUAGUAGCACUGAUCAGAAACAAUAGCGGAACACUUACCGACGGUUUCCAGCUCCAGUUCUCUAGUCCACCUUAGCUGGCGUUGCUUAUGUAGAGAUGGGCUCCGUUUUAA